Molecule: messenger RNA, 1209 nt
Organism: Eremomyces bilateralis CBS 781.70
Lineage: Eukaryota; Fungi; Ascomycota; Dothideomycetes; Eremomycetales; Eremomycetaceae
Exons: 2
Coding region: 1-1209 (402 amino acids)
Biological process (GO): chromatin remodeling
Cellular component (GO): Ino80 complex
Source: RefSeq, a predicted model, not a curated record
AUGUCGUCUCGACAGCUUCGUUCCCGUCCUGAGCUAACCUCAAGUGCAACAUCCAGCCGUCCCCGACGUGGUGUAGCAGGUCCGUCAGCAAGCAUCGAGCGAACCAACCCAUCAUCCGACACCUCUCGUCAAUCCAUCAGGCUAACCGUCAAAGCUCCCCCGAGCAAGUUAAGACAGGUCAUCAAUGGCGGGGACGUCGACGCCGGGCCCAUCAACCGGCCCGUCCGUAACGGACGUCGGAAAGCGAUCGUCGAGUCGUCGGACGAAGAAAUGGACAGCGAGCAGCCGACCGAUGUCUACGGCGGCGAAGACGGCGAUGAGGACGAUGCGGACGACAUCGAGGAGAAAACUCCCGACGACGACGAUGAGGAUAUGGAGGACGCGGAGGGCGAGGAUGCCGAGGAUGAUGCAGACGGAGACGACGUGGACAUGGAUGACCUUCCACCCCGGCCACCCCCAUCCGCACGAUCUCGAGCUCCCCCAGCCAAACCGACGGUGAAGGUCACUCCACCGGACGCGAAAAGUGCAGUUCCGAAUUCACGGGUCGUGCCUGAUGAUGACGAUGACGAGGACGAGCUUUCCGAGUUAGACUCCCAAGAAGAUCUGGAGGAAGAGGAUGACGAGGAGGAGGACGACGCGGAGGGUGAGGAAGCUGAAGGCGAUGAGGAUCUAGCCGAAGAAGAUGUCGAGGGUGAAGACGACGACGACCUCGAUUCGGACGGCCGAACGCCGGCAUCGAAGAGUAGGAGCAAUACCCCAGAUCUGACCAAGUUGACACGUCGACAACGGGCCGCUUUGAUCCCCGACGGCGUUUUAAUGGCCCUAUCCAACGAAGCCCAAAAGAAAAAACAUCUCACCGCCGAGGAGCACGCCAUGCGCCGCGUCGAAAUGGCCCGCCGCCGCAAGAACCUCAGCGAGAAACGCAACGAGGAGGAGAAGAUGGACACGAUCAACCGCCUCCUCAAGAAGCAGGCCCCCAAGCGCCGCAACAAGUCCGCCGCCGAGAUCGCCGCCGAGGCCGCCGAGGAGGGGGGCGAGUACGUCGUCCGCGCACCGCCGCUGUACGCGCGCUUCGUGCAGAGCGCGACGGGGACAGCGGUGGCGGCGCCGGAUGAGUGGUUAGAAGCGCCUGUGGGGAGGGUCUUUACGGGUCCGAGUGGGAGGGGGGUGAGAGGUUUGAGUUCGCGUAUGGUGGAGGAGGUGGCGUAG